AUGAGUGAGCCGAAUCCAAAUCGGGUACUCGAAUCCGUGACCCGACCCGUUGGAGGCACCGAGUACAGCUGGUGCAGAGCAAUCGCCGGCGGGACAGGCAUCGCCGUCAUAGCUCUCUUACUUUCCCGAACCCCCAAACUGGAAAAUCUCCAAAAUACCCUCAACAAACUCCAGAUUUACCACCCUAUCCUCCGCUCAAGCUUCCGUUUCGACGCAUCCGCAAACUCCUUCUCCUUCGUGACGUCCGCCGAUUCAAGCGUCGAAAUCCAGCCAUUUGAUUCCGCAUCUACGGCUCAGAUCAUCAGAGAUAGCGACGAUCCAUUCGCCGACCCGCACAGGAUCAUCCUAGAACACGAGAUGAACAAGAACACAUGGAUCGAUCCACAUCGUUGGACUAACGGCGAAGCCGGCGUGUUUUUCGUCAGCCUUUACGAUCUGAGAGACGGCGAGGAAAGGAUACUGACGUUUCGUCUGAACACAGGGGCUUGCGAUCGGACUUCGGCGGUUACGCUUCUGAGGGACUUCAUGAGAGAGACGACGGCGACCGAUGGAUGUGGUGGCAACGGUCCCGUGGCGGAGACGGCGGGGUUGGGUCAGGCGAUAGAGGAGCUGGUUCCGAGUGGGAAAGGGAAUAAACCGUUUUGGGCGCGUGGGAUCGACGUGCUGGGUUACUCGCUGAACGCAUUCCGGUUCUCGAAUUUGAAUUUCGUGGACGCAGAGGAAUCGAAUCGGAGGUCCCAAGUGGUGAGGCUGAAGCUGGAAAGAGAUCAGACUCUCAAACUUGUGGCUGUGAGUGACUCUCUGCUAACAUUCUAUUAUUUGCGUAUUAAGCAUAUAGUAUUAAUAUUUCUUUCCAGUAAUGCGUGCGUAUUAUUAUAUGCAUCAUAUAUAUAG
Thlaspi arvense is the source of this 894-nucleotide messenger RNA. Lineage: Eukaryota; Viridiplantae; Streptophyta; Magnoliopsida; Brassicales; Brassicaceae. The record is from the annotation of a GenBank genome assembly.